This is a messenger RNA of Didymodactylos carnosus, 1062 nucleotides long. NCBI's taxonomy places the organism in Eukaryota, Metazoa, Rotifera, Eurotatoria, Philodinida, Philodinidae. The record is from the annotation of a GenBank genome assembly.
AUGUUGAUAAUUCUCGAUAUGGCAAAUGGUGACGAAUUUCUAUCAGAAUUACAACAAAUUCGUAAUAGUGAUGAUCAUUUAAUAGUUAUCACAUUGUUACUUGAUAUUGGUAGAAACUUAUUACAAGAUAAAACAAAUUUACGAAAUAAUACGUUGCCUAUUGAAUAUGUUCAUGAAACAUUUCAGUCAUAUCCCGGUGCUAUCAAAUGUCUAAUUGAUAUGGGUUUUGAAAAGAAUGAUCGUAAUUAUGUAUUAAAUAAAUCAUCGUCAAUGGAUCGUAUCAGGCAUAUUGUUCAAUUAUUAGAAAAUGAAGAAAAUAAACAAUUGAAAAAUGAAAAAAAUGUUGAGUCAAUUAUUUCAUGUGAACAACGAUGUGAUAAUACCGAUCCGUCACCUACAACGUGUACAAUUCCUCAACAUGUUAUCUCAAUCUCCGAUAUUAUGAUUCCAAAUCAACUUCGUUUUAUUCCCUUUUUAUCCAUGUUAAAUCGUGUUCAAUCUUAUGAAAAUCCAAAAUUAAAACAACUUAUACGUGCCGUUGUACCGCAUCAAGAAUUAGAUCAAAAUAUUAAACUCAAAUUGAAACAACUAUCAAAUGAAGAAAAAGUAUCGUACGACGAUCUGUUAUUAUUAGAACUAUUACAAUGGUUCAAAUAUAAAUUUUUUAAAUGGUUUGAUCAACCAAAAUGUAAUAUGUGUGAAAAACAAAUGGUUUAUAGUGCCAGUGUAGAACCAACAGUAGCUGAAUUAAAACAUGAUGCACAUAAUGUCGAAUUGUACAAGUAAAAUAUGUUUUUUCAGAAAUGACAUUUUUUUUAAAGGAUUGUGAUUAAUCUAUCUCAUUUUAUCUUUUCAAUAUGCUCAAAACUCAUAAAAAUGACCUUAUUUCAUGACUUUGACUUUUUUGAGCACGUAUCCGGUAUGCGUAACCGACGAAAUCUAUUCGAAAAAAAGCACUCCCAUUAUAUCAUCAUCACUAUAAUCGUACAAUCAGUUCUCUUUCUAACCAUUCACUAUUUAGUCUAGUAUAAUACAUUGUUCGAUGUACAUUGAAAAACUCUA